Messenger RNA from Pteronotus mesoamericanus, 1365 nucleotides. RefSeq names its product ephrin A2 (gene EFNA2). Lineage: Eukaryota; Metazoa; Chordata; Mammalia; Chiroptera; Mormoopidae. The record is from RefSeq and is a predicted model, not a curated record. Gene Ontology annotation, cellular component: plasma membrane. Gene Ontology annotation, biological process: bone remodeling; osteoclast differentiation; axon guidance. The coding region runs from base 1 to 645 and encodes 214 amino acids. The transcript has 4 exons. Gene Ontology annotation, molecular function: ephrin receptor binding.
AUGGCGCCCGCGCAGCGCCCACUGCUGCCAGUGCUACUGCUGCUGCUCCUGCCACCGCCGUCGCCGCCCUUAGCGCGCUCCGAGGACGCCGCCCGAGCCAACUCGGACCGCUAUGCCGUCUAUUGGAACCGCAGCAACCCCAGGUUUCACGCGGGCGCGGCGGACGACAGCGGGGGUUACACGGUAGAGGUGAGCAUCAACGACUACCUGGACAUCUACUGCCCGCACUAUGGGGCGCCGCUGCCGCCGGUCGAACGCAUGGAGCACUAUGUGCUAUACAUGGUCAACGGCGAGGGCCACGCCUCCUGUGACCACCGGCAGCGCGGCUUCAAGCGCUGGGAGUGCAACCGGCCCGCGGCGCCCGGGGGACCGCUCAAGUUCUCCGAGAAAUUCCAGCUCUUCACGCCUUUCUCGCUGGGCUUCGAGUUCCGCCCGGGUCACGAAUACUACUACAUCUCUGCCACGCCGCCCAACGCUGUGGACAGGCCCUGCCUGCGGCUGAAGGUUUAUGUGCGGCCAACCAAUGAGACCCUGUACGAGGCCCCCGAGCCCAUCUUCACCAGCAAUAAUUCGUGCAGUAACCUGGGCAGCUGCCAGCUCUUCCUCAGCACUGUCCCAGUGCUCUGGACCCUCUUGGGCUCCUAGUCCUGGCCUGCAAGACACCAGCCCCACCUGGACGACCGCAUCCAAGACCAAAUAGAGACACCUGGCUCUCCCACACCUGGUGCUGCCCCCACCUGCAGAGGCCUGUCCAUCAGCCCUAGGAGCAGCCCCAAGGGCAGGGGGCAGCCAACCACCCCCGAUGCCCAAGUGGCAGUAUGUGAGCUCAGCCUCUGGCCAGGCCAUCUCAUCAGGGGCACUGGAGAACCUGAGAAACUGUCAGUGAUGUUGGGGGCUUUUUGUUUAUUUUUCAUGGUUGGAUAAGAAAGACUUGAGUUUUUAAUUUAAUUUAUUCCUUGCUGUUGCCAGUGACUUUGGGAAGGAAACAGAAUGGAUGAGGUGGAGGUCCUUGGCCCCCUGGAGGAUGGGAAUGGGGAUCCCUAGGCUGGUUACUCCAUUUGUUGGGUCCUGGCUGAAGGCCACCGCAGACCCCACAGUUACCCCGAGACAGGCCAGUGAGGCAGAAGGGGCAAGGUGAGACCCCUGGAUUCUGAGCCCACCUCAGACUCCCAUCCCUGCAGUCCCACCCCCACCCUCCUCAGGCCUGGUGAUUGUCACCUGGAGUGGAAACCCGUGCUGCUGCAUCAGAGGCCACCGUGGAGCCUUGGCCCGCUUGGAGUCACAGCUCUCCACUCUGUCCCACAGCCACUCACGAUCAGGACUUCGCCCCGAGUCCAAGAAGACGUUCCAUUUCUGUAAAUAGAG